ACCAGGCCAAGCCAAGAAGCCAAGACCUCGGCAUCAACCUUGCAUGCCAGCAACCACCCUUCUACUUGGGGGGUUCUGGGCGCCAAGUACCAAAUCCUUACCAAAAAUCAUUAUCUUUUAGCAACGACGAUAGAGUAUAUGCCCGCGCGGAAAGUCAACUCGAAUAUUAUACGACUUUGCUGUUCAGACGGAAUCAGAUCGCCUUGCCUCUAUCUCUCCUGUCAAACGACGACGUCUUCACAACAACAAAAAAGGGGUACAGGCUGUUCACGACUAAGCAAUGGCUACCCCCAUCAAGAUAAGACUAAACGGACUGGACAUGGUGGUUGAUGCGGUACCGCUUGAACUGGAAGCGUUUAAGCCAUUUGGUGAUGCGGUUGCAAAUCCACAACCCAACCUCCACCCUGCCAUGGCCAACGACACGGCAGGCAUGCCCUUCGAUGCCAUUGUCGCCAACCAGGGGACGGCAAUCAAGUACCAGCACGUUUCACGGAUAGAAAACCUCUACGACCAGGCACCGAGCGGCCGAACCGGAGUGGCCGUUUCCAACAUGUUUACGUGUGCAUCACGGGCGCUCCCUCGGCGACUCGAAGUCGGGGUCGAGCGGGAAAUCUUCCCGGUCACCGUCCUCGAGCGCCAUCCGUUUACCAGUCAAACAUUUGUCCCACUCCGUGCCGAUCCACAAAGUCGAUACUUGGUCGUUGUCGCCCCAAGCCUCUCGCCGAGUGCCCAAGACCAACAGCUGCCAGUUCCCUCCUCGCGGCCUCCUGGCACGAUCGCUAAUCGAGAGUUGCCGGGUCGAGGGCUACCCGACCUAAAGGGCCUCCGUGCUUUCAUCGCCACUACGAACCAGGCUGUAACCUACGGGGCAGGCACGUGGCACUCCCCAAUGGUGGCCCUUGGCCCAGCUGACAAGGCGAUUGAUUUCUUCGUUUUCCAGUUCGCCAACGAGGUCUCCGUGGAAGACUGUCAAGAAGUUUUGUUUGGUCCGUCCACUGUCACGGUCCGCCUCCAACCUCAGUCGAGAGCGAGUAAACUGUAAUUAAAGAGCGCAUUGCCGUGUGGGAAUACCAUUGCCUUGAUGUUUACAUGCAACUAGCAGGCCGGCGGCGGUGCAAUCGUUGUGGCAUGGCUUGCUUGACUUGACCUGCUGUCCGGAGUUCGGUGUUGGACGGCCUAUGUGGCGGCUGAUAAUCACCACCAGCCUUAUGCACAAACAGAUAAAUGGGAGUUUGAAUGCAUGGACUUGGUGGGGCAUUAGUAAGUAGAGGUAGUAAUCAAGUGUCUCGGUGUUUCG
This is a messenger RNA of Neurospora hispaniola, 1297 nucleotides long. RefSeq names its product ureidoglycolate hydrolase. Gene Ontology annotation, biological process: allantoin catabolic process. The transcript has a single exon. The record is from RefSeq and is a predicted model, not a curated record. The coding region runs from base 281 to 1042 and encodes 253 amino acids. Gene Ontology annotation, molecular function: ureidoglycolate lyase activity; ureidoglycolate hydrolase activity. NCBI's taxonomy places the organism in Eukaryota, Fungi, Ascomycota, Sordariomycetes, Sordariales, Sordariaceae.